UAGGAUGGAGGACGGGAGGUUUUGUAGGGUGGCUAUUUUUGGCGACGGCCGGUGGAUAACAGUGGGUAUUGGAAGUGAGCAGAUCAAGACCCCAGUCGGCCACAGCUUGCCGACCCAACACAUCCAGCCACUCGCCGAGCCGUCCUAGACACAAUGGCCGAUAAGGAGAAGAAGAAGAAGAAGAAGAAGGAAGAAGCGCCCGCCCCAGCGCCAGAGCCAGAGCCAGCUCCUCCUCCAGAGCCCGAGCCAGCUCCAUCCAAGGCUUCCACCAAGGCCAGCUCCCGAGGCUCCAAGAAGUCUGCCAAGCGUUCCGGCUCAAAUGUCUUCUCCAUGUUCUCACAAGGACAGAUUGCUGAGUUCAAGGAAGGCUUCGCCUUCAUGGACGCCGACAAGGACGGCAUCAUCGGCAAGAGUGACCUGAGGUCCACCUUCAACCAGAUCGGCAAGCUGGUCUCAGAGAAGGAACUGGACGAGAUGGUCAAUGAGGCCCCCGGCCCCAUCAACUUCACCCAGCUCCUGACCCUCUUCGCCAACCGUAUGUCUGGCCAGGCUGAUGAGGACGAUGUCGUCAUUGCCGCCUUCAAGACAUUCGACAACGAGGGAGUCAUCGACGGCGAGAAGUUGAGACAUGCCUUGAUGACCUGGGGCGAGAAGUUCUCCGCCAAGGAAUGCGAUGACGCCUAUGAGAACUUCGUCAUCGACGAUAAGGGCAUGAUCGACACCGAGGCCCUGAUUGAGCUGCUCUGCGGCGCCUCCAAGGAUGAAGAGGAGGAAGCUUAAACAUCUGACAACAAACAAAUUAAAAACAAACAACAAACAACUCCAACAAGAGGCAAGCGAGUGGACACCGACACCAGUCCUACAAACAACGUUUCAUUAUUUAUUCGCAAUUUAUGUGGUGAGAUGUCUUCAUAUGUGUACCUACCGCUACCGGAAUUAAUAUGCGUGAAAAUGUCAAGCAAGAUUUAGCUUUAAGGUUAUUUUAUUUUAUGAAAUGUUCUUACUAUAAGCAAUAAAGAAACAAACUCCUUAAUAAA
This is a messenger RNA of Homalodisca vitripennis (glassy-winged sharpshooter), 1037 nucleotides long. RefSeq names its product myosin regulatory light chain 2 (gene Mlc2). Gene Ontology annotation, molecular function: calcium ion binding; myosin heavy chain binding. NCBI's taxonomy places the organism in Eukaryota, Metazoa, Arthropoda, Insecta, Hemiptera, Cicadellidae. Gene Ontology annotation, biological process: post-embryonic development; locomotion. The record is from RefSeq and is a predicted model, not a curated record. The transcript is spliced from 4 exons. Gene Ontology annotation, cellular component: myosin II complex; cytoplasm. The coding region runs from base 154 to 780 and encodes 208 amino acids.